This is a messenger RNA of Trematomus bernacchii (emerald rockcod), 1396 nucleotides long. It is a transcript of the gene agtrap, whose product is annotated as angiotensin II receptor-associated protein. Bases 120 to 626 code for a protein of 168 amino acids. The transcript has 5 exons. Gene Ontology annotation, biological process: angiotensin-activated signaling pathway; regulation of blood pressure. Gene Ontology annotation, cellular component: plasma membrane. NCBI's taxonomy places the organism in Eukaryota, Metazoa, Chordata, Actinopteri, Perciformes, Nototheniidae. The record is from RefSeq and is a predicted model, not a curated record.
GAUCUGAAGGGAGGAGGAGUUUUGGAGAGAAGUUUGUGGAGGAAACAAUCGGCCGCAGUUUUUCAUGUAGCACCAUCAACAAGUGGCAGCAGUGAAGCGGUACAGGAAGAGCUGAUGUGAUGGAAAUCCCUGCCAUUAAUCUAAAGGCCAUAGUACUGGUGCACUGGCUGCUUACAGUAUGGGGAUGCAUGGCGUGGCUUCCCACCUCCUAUGCCUGGGUGAACUUCAGUGUGUUUGCUAUCGGGGUGUGGGCCAUUGCACAGAGGGACUCCAUCGAUGCCGUGCUCAUGUUCCUGGUUGGGAUGUUCGUGACGAUAGUGACCGACAUCGUCCAUUUCGGCAUCUUUUACCCGAUAAAUGAUUUCGCUGCAGAGAGUGGAAGGAACGUGUUUCGCUUCAGCGCAGGAAUGGCCAUCCUCAGCUUGCUGCUUAAACCUGCGUCCUGCUUCUUCGUCUACCAAAUGUACCGCGAGCGUGGAGGAGAUUACAACGUUAACUUUGGUUUCAUUACUGUAUCACGAGACAGAGAAGCCUACCAGUCCAUUGACCAACAGGAAGAGCCCCCCACCCCGGCCAACCCCUUCAACCAGGCCCAGGACAGCAAGCCAGCCGUCCGCACUUACUGAGAAACAGGCGGUGAGACGGCAGUGUUUCCCUCUGAGUCUCUGCAGCAGCACAGUGCUAGGGGGCAUUUUUUUUUUUACUAUCGAUUCCACAUUUUUCCCUGUGUUUAGUAAAUCUGCUUUGGACUCCAGAAAGAUGUAAUACUUUUUAUACAGUGAAUCAUUACCUCCAUUUGGGCUUAAGAAUACAAAAUAAUUUCAAUUUUUUUCUUUAAGGGUUGCUGUUUUUUUGUUUAGUUUUUUUGAUAAACUGGCACUCCCCUGCUGAAUAAAUACAGAGGAAACACUGCUUCCACUCCCAUGCUGUGUUACUGUAUCGGCUAGUAUUUUUAGAAGAGAGGCAUUGAAUGGAACUGUUAAGUCUGUUUAGUUUUUUCCAAUUGAGUCAUUUUUACAAGUGGCACUUACAUAUUAGGUCUGUUUCUCUUCGCUCUGUGAACUAUUACAAUGUCCCUAUUCUUGUAUGCAGUAUUAUUUUCCAAUGUUUCGCUAUGGUACAGAAGUGCUUAAAGCACAGGAAUUAUUUUUUUAACACAAAAUUGUUGAAUGUCACGCUUUAGAAGCUACCUUGUGCCUUUUGUACUUUUCACCUUUAGCUAUGAAAUCCUUCAACUGAGCUGAAGACACGAUGACCAAAUGAAAGUGACAGGCCUUUAUUCUUAUAACUAAACGAGAAGGGUACUAUUCACUUAUCUUGAUGUUGACCUAUGCAAUGCCCGUAUUAAGACUACUGUAACUCUGAAAACAAUAUAUUAAAGAGUCCCUGUUAUGCU